ACAAAAGAAAGGUGUACAAUAAUGGCAUUUGAAAUAGAUUACAACGAAGUGUUAGAUUUUGGCGAGGAGGCGGUGAAGAGUGUGGAUGAAAAGAUGAAAAUUUUAAGGUUUGCCUAUAACUGGGCUGAUGUGGUGGUUCCAAAGGAAGAGAAACAAGAGACAAAGAUAGCAGCGAAAAAACGGGAUCCUCAAAUAAUGCUAAAGCACACGCACAAAAAACGAAUGAGGGAAAUUGAAGACAAAAGGAAACACCAGCUGAAAUUAGACCAGGUGCAUGAGGAAUUGUUGAAAGUCUUCAAUGCUAAAGGAAAAGAAAAGGAAAGGACUCAAGGGAGAGAUCCACAAAAAAUCUUGAAAUACAAACAUAAGAUACUUAUGAAGAAUAUUGAGUUGAAACAAACGACUAAUACAUUGAUCCUGGGUACAUACAGAGAAAUACUGGUAAGAAAACAACGAAUUUCUCUAUAA
Molecule: messenger RNA, 468 nt
Organism: Saccostrea cuccullata (small rock oyster)
Lineage: Eukaryota; Metazoa; Mollusca; Bivalvia; Ostreida; Ostreidae
Exons: 7
Coding region: 22-468 (148 amino acids)
Source: RefSeq, a predicted model, not a curated record